This is a messenger RNA of Cherax quadricarinatus, 4728 nucleotides long. NCBI's taxonomy places the organism in Eukaryota, Metazoa, Arthropoda, Malacostraca, Decapoda, Parastacidae. The record is from RefSeq and is a predicted model, not a curated record.
UGGCGGAGUGUGCGUCCUGGACUCUUGUUGGUGGUACUGGUGGCACCUAGUGCCAAGGUGAUCCCUGGGCCCCUGGCUGGCUGCCUCAGUUGUGUGCCACCAGCGGGCGAGGCAACACCUGUUGCUACACACUUGUCACACACACAUGCACUAACACCGCCCCCUCCUGCACGUCCCGCCAACUGUCCUGUGUUUACCCAUUUUACUGUUGACGUGACCCCGCACACGGUGUGUGGGUCACCCCGUUCCUCCCUAGCCACACCACAACACUCACACCUGCUGUUAGAAAAAAAACUAGUUUGCUGGAAACUGUUUCUAGACACACACUGGGUUGGCACACAGUGUGUUCAUAGCGUGUGGGCUCUGCAGUGUGUGCUGUAAAGCCCAGUGUGUACAUAACCUGGAGUGACCCUACCUAACUCUGCCCAUACACCCGGUCACCCUCUGUCCGGCAAAACGUGGCGCCGUGGGUGACAGUGUGUGUCCUCCGCUCUCUUAUGUGACCCUCCAUACUCUCCACGGUACACGUGGACACUGGUCAGCCCACACACUCUCCAGGAUGGACUCGAGCACAUGCCUGGAGCUGGCCCUGGAGGGUGAGCGUCUCUGCAAGGCUGGCGACUGUCGUGCUGGCGUCGCCUUCUUCGAGGCUGCCAUACAGACAGGCACAGACGACCUGCGCACCCUCUCUGCCAUCUACUCGCAGCUGGGCAACGCUUACUUCUACCUGGGAGAGUACGACAAGGCUAUGGAGUACCACAAACUAGACCUUACCGUUGCCAGGACAAUGGGAGACCGGCUGGGUGUGGCCAAGGCAUCUGGCAACUUAGGCAACACCUUGAAAGUGAUGGGCAAGUUCAAGGAAGCAAUAUGUUGCUGUGAGCGUCACCUCUCCAUCUCCCAGGAGCUGGAAGACAAGGUUGGCGAAGGUCGAGCUCUCUAUAACUUGGGUAACGUGUACCAUGCUCAAGGUAAACAUCUGGGACGUAUAGGGCCUCAGGAACCUGGUGGAUUUAGUGAUGAAGUUAAACACUGCCUUCAGAAAGCUGUUGAAUACUAUGCUGCUAACCUGCGUUUGAUGGAGGAACUCAAUGAUCGAUCAGCUCAGGGUCGAGCAUGUGGAAAUCUUGGCAACACCCAUUACCUCCUGGGAAACUUCACUCAAGCUAUAAGCUACCACAAUGAGAGAUUAGCCAUUGCAAAAGAGUUUGGAGAUAAGGCGGCAGAGAGGCGAGCACAUAGUAAUCUGGGAAAUGCUCAUAUAUUCCUGGGAGAAUUUGAAACAGCAGCCGAACAUUACAAGAAAACCUUACAGCUAGCUCAAGAGCUAGGUGACCGUGCAGUCGAGGCCCAGGCGUGUUACUCCCUGGGUAACACUUAUACACUUCUCAGAGACUAUCCCAUGGCCAUCCACUACCAUCUACGACAUUUAGCUAUAGCGGAAGAAUUGACAGAUAAAGUUGGUGAAGGCCGGGCUUGCUGGAGUUUGGGAAAUGCUUACUCAGCCACAAAUAAUAAUGAGAAAGCCCUUCAUUAUGCUACCAGACACUUGGAUAUUUCAAAAGAGAUAGGAGACAAGACUGGUCAGGCUGCAGCACAAAUGAACCUCACGGACAUCCGCAAAGUUCUUGGUCUUCCCCCAACUCCAGUUGAUUCAGAAUCUUCUGAAUCUACAGAAGAUGCCAAAUCAAGAACUCGAAGGAAGUCUAUGGAAAACAUGGAUCUUCUCAAGAUGACGCCCGAUGCUAAAGGCGUACUUCGGAAAUACCAGAGUGAAGAUGCUGGUAUUGGCUCACUGUCCUCUGAUGACUCCCAUCCCGUAAAUGGCCCCUCCUACAACACUAGUUCUCAUGCUGAUAAAAAUGUGCGUGUCUUCUCUUCAUCUAGCAGCUUGAUAAAACAUCAUUCAAUUACAUGCUUUUUUACAAUAAAUUUUUCUACAUUUUAUCUAGAAACUGUAAUUGUCAUGUACAAUAAUUGUAUUUUUAGCGAGAAUAAUUUGCAUAUUACUGUAAUUCUAAUGCCUGUCUUUGUACUGAGUCAACAGGUGAAAUUAAUAGUAGAUUUUGCUUCCUCUGCAUAUACUCACAAGUUUAAUAUAUCAAUGCUUCCUUCAGGAAUGGAACUUCCAUCUCAAGCACCCAAAAUAAAGCAUGAUAAUUGUGGAGUUUUGGAGGAGCUGAUGGAGAGUAUUGCAGGAAUGCAGAGCAGGCGAAUGGAUGAACAGAGAGCAUCAUUACCUCAGUUGCCAGGUCUAAAUAACCAGCAUGCCAUUCUUCAGCGAUUGUCUGUUGCAGCCAGUGAUACUACACCUCUUCCAGAUGACAAUUUCUUUGACAUGCUUAUGAGAUGUCAGGGCUCUCGUAUAGAAGACCAGCGUAGUUCUCUUCCAAAUGAUGGUUCCCUCACUCACUCGGCUCCCACUGUUCCUGAUGAUGAUUUCUUCUCCCUUAUAAUGAGAUUCCAGUCAGGCCGUUUAGAGGAUCAGCGUUCAACGAUGCCUCUGGAAGCUACUCGGAAUAGCACACACCCAGCAACUGAUGAAGAGGAACCACCAAAUAGUGCACACUCAACAGGGGCAAAAGAUGGACUAGUUAGUAGAUUGGUGAAAGGUAGAAAAUGAAGGACUUGAGCUUGGAAAAAAACAUAUUAAACUAUUUUUUUAUAUUUUUAUUAGUUCAAAUUUCAUUAUAAAAGGGAACAAACAUUUCUAUGAUGUGUUCCAUUUAGAGUUCAUGGUGUUUCUAACUCAAACAUUUUGUACUAGUUACUUCAGGUAUUUUUGGAUUAUAGACGAGCAUUUUAUUUGAAUUGCAACAAAUGUUAUACCUAUUUGUUUCAAUAAUCAUUACUAAUACAGUGUCAUACAGUAUAUAAAAGGAAAUCUUGACUUUGAUAGCUUAUAUAUUUGAAUAUUUUGUUAGCAGGGAAUAAAACCAAAAUAUGGUUUAUAACUCAGUGGAAGUGCCAAAUCAGGGAAGGCAGGGGGCAUAUAGUAACCUGAAUGUGGCAUGUAGUAGUAGUAAUCAUGAAUGAUACAGUAGUCAUGCUUUAAAACCAGUUUUUACCAGAGCUUGUGCAUACAGUUGAAUCUGAUAUAUAGAAUACUAGAACACUGCAUUCUGUUUAAAGACUUUAAUCAGUAUAUUUUUGGAGCUAUGCCCCCUGCCCCCAUGUUUCUCCAUGGUGCUGCCACCAAUAUGACCCAAUUAAGGAAUAAUGAAUAUUAAUUCUACAUGGAAGGUUUCAAAAUUUUAAACGAAUAAUUUUAAUACUUUUCACUAACUGGAUUGUUAUGUAAAGUAUGGGGUUAAAAAUUCGAAAUGGUACAUGUAGAUUGAUUUGAAUUCUUAACCCUCAGAGGUGCACAUGACAAUCCCAUAUAGUAUGUGAGCACCAAAUAUAAUUUCAGGGCUCCAGAAUCUGUGAAUUUGUAUAUACAGUAUAUAAGAAAGUCAUGUUAUUCUAGCAGAAAAUAUAAUUUUUAUUUCACUUUAAAAUGAAAUUGAAUGUUACAUAUUUUAUAAACCAUUGUGAUUGCCAUGCAAGACAAAAUUGUAACAUUAAUAAAUUUUCUUUCAGUUUGGAGAAACUGUUGGAAAGAAUGAUGUAUACCAAAUGUAUAGUUUGUAUAAACUAGCAGGUACUCUUGAUAUGGAUGUAUGCAAUGGCUGUAGAGCUUGAUCCAGGAUGAGACAAAAUACAUUAAAUAUUGCCAAGUGUGUCAUAGCUUUGAACUUUUCCAAUGGUUUCUAAGGAAAAAUGAGGAGUAGUAAUCUCCACCAGAUGUGGUUUGUCAGUGAUGAUGUACCGAGACUUGUGUUUUGCAGUAGCAUAUCAUUUGUGUAUCUGUGCUCUACCGUUGUACAUAUGUGCAUGCACUCUUAAAGUCCCUGUGUGUAAUCAAUGAUUCUGUGAUCAGCAAUUAUUGUGAAUAUAUUGUACUAUUGCCAACCAUGUGCAAGUUAGCACUCUGUGACCUGAUUAUCUUUACUCUUAGACAUCUCUGCUCAUUAGUAGCUCCUUCCCAUCUUUUCUUUACACUGAAAAAAUCUAUUGAUAAAACAAUCUGUAUCAAGUCCAGUACUUGAUCAAUGCAUUUACAAAUACAGUAACCCACAAUUUGGAGAGAGAACUUUAAUCAAAAUUUAAUUUCAUGGGUUAUUGUCAAGUCACUGACUUUAGAAUGGUCUUGAAUGGACUGAAAAGGUCCAAGUUUCUUCUCCAAAUUAUGGAUUAUUUGUUAAUUGUUCCAGCCAUGAUAGUGACUUUUGUUCCUCUUGAUCAAGAAAGUUUCCAGUUGUUAAAUUCAAGUUCCAGAGGAUAAACUGCAUGAUUUUUAUUGUCGAUACUAAGGCAGAAAUCAGGAAUAGUAAUUCUAUAUGGAAUCUGAUAAUGAAACAACUUUUAAUUGUUCUUGUUUUAUUUACGAUAUCUUAAAUAAUGAGAUGGUAUUGGUCAGGAAUGUGUUCAGAAAAAUACACCAGUUAUUAAACAUUACCUUGCUUGUAUAUCAAUUUAUCAAAAAAUAUAUGGUAUCUGUUUUUCAAAAGAUCUUAUGCAAUUAUUGAGACGGGUCUCUUGUACACCUGUCAUAUUAUAGACAGUUUAUUUACAGUAUAGAUUAUUUGUGUUUAGGCAGUAAGUGCAUGAGUGAGUAAUAAGGUUCAUGUAUUUUUCAUAUAAAUAGCUAUUGAUAUUAAUACUGAAGCAUGAUUAUUUUUCUAA